AUGUCGUGGCGCAGUCAAGGCAUCACAGGUUCUAACAACAUCCCCCUCGGAACGCGCCGUCGGUUUGGAGGUGAAGGCGAAGGCGACUCGCGAAAUGAUAGCUCUGCAAGCUCCCCCGCCUGGGGUGACUCGGGCAAGCGUGGGCGCAGUCCUCCCAGAGCUGAACCUGCGGCCGACGGUGUCAAGAGACGUAGAAAGCGCAAUCGCUGGGGUGAAGCCGGCGAGAACAAGGCGGCAGGGCUCAUGGGCCUUCCGACCAUGAUCCAGGCGAACAUGACAGCAGAACAACUCGAGGCUUACGCCCUCCAUCUCCGUAUCGAAGAGAUCAGCCAGAAGCUGCGCAUCAAUGAUGUCGUCCCUGCGGAAGCAGAUAGGUCCCCGUCGCCAGCCCCUCAGUACGAUAACUUCGGCCGUCGGGUGAACACGCGCGAGUUCCGCUACCGCAAACGACUGGAAGAAGAGCGACACAAAUUGAUUGAAAAGGCCAUGAAGACCAUUCCCAACUACCAUCCGCCCUCUGACUACAGGCGGCCGACCAAGACACAGGAAAAGGUCUAUGUGCCGGUCAACGACUAUCCCGAGAUCAACUUCAUCGGACUACUUAUUGGCCCUCGUGGCAACACUCUCAAGAAAAUGGAAUCCGAGUCCGGGGCCAAGAUCGCCAUUCGAGGCAAAGGCUCCGUCAAGGAGGGCAAAGGACGAUCUGACGCAGCUCAUACUAGCAACCAGGAAGAAGACCUCCACUGCCUGAUUAUGGCAGACACGGAAGAGAAAGUCAACAAGGCCAAAGCCCUGAUCCACAACGUCAUCGAAACCGCCGCGUCCAUUCCCGAAGGGCAAAAUGAACUCAAGCGAAAUCAGUUGCGCGAACUGGCGGCGCUCAAUGGUACUCUGCGCGACGAUGAGAAUCAAGCGUGUGCAAACUGCGGGCAAAUCGGUCACCGCAAGUACGACUGCCCCGAGCAGCGCAACUUUACCGCCAACAUCAUUUGCCGAGUCUGUGGUAAUGCUGGCCACAUGGCGAGGGACUGCCCAGAUCGACAACGUGGCAGCGACAUGCGCAACAACAUCCCUGGAGGAUAUGGUGGACCGCAACGACGUCUGGGCGCUGGCGGAGAUGCCGUCGACCGAGAGAUGGAGAAUCUGAUGCAAGAGCUUUCCGGGAACGGAUCUGGCAAUGGUCCGGCGGGUCGCAUCGAAGCUGCACCUGGCGGCUAUGAUCAGGGCGACUCGUACGCUUCCGGUGGAGAUUCUCGCCCCUGGGCACGCCAGCCGACGGGGGGUGUUGCCCCUUGGCAGCGAGACCGACAGGAACGACAGGAACGAGACUACGGCCAGAGAGAUUAUGGCCACCGGGGUUACGACAACCGAGACCAUGGCCACCGGGACGGCGACUCGUCGGUUCCUCCAUGGGCGGCCCAGAGUCGAGGAGACACACAAGGAGGAUACGGUGCCGCUCCCCAGCAAGGAGCCGCUCCCUGGCAACAACCCCAACACCAACAGCCAGCUCCAGCCCAGAACUAUGGGUAUGGUGGAUAUCACGGUUACGAUGCUCAAUCCGCAUACGGGGCGCCUCCUCCUGGACUCAGCUCCUUCUUACAGCAGUAUGGCGGCGGUGCUGCUCCCCCUCCGCCUCCCGACAGCACCCAGGCUCCUCCUCCGCCUCCAGAUCAACCGCCGCCACCCCCGGGUAUGCGUGACUACUAUCCUCCACCGCCGCCUUCGGUGUAA
Molecule: messenger RNA, 1731 nt
Organism: Fonsecaea erecta
Lineage: Eukaryota; Fungi; Ascomycota; Eurotiomycetes; Chaetothyriales; Herpotrichiellaceae
Product: branchpoint-bridging protein
Exons: 6
Coding region: 1-1731 (576 amino acids)
Biological process (GO): regulation of mRNA splicing, via spliceosome
Cellular component (GO): nucleus
Molecular function (GO): zinc ion binding; mRNA binding
Source: RefSeq, a predicted model, not a curated record